Molecule: messenger RNA, 5153 nt
Organism: Chiloscyllium plagiosum (whitespotted bambooshark)
Lineage: Eukaryota; Metazoa; Chordata; Chondrichthyes; Orectolobiformes; Hemiscylliidae
Gene: abcc8
Product: ATP binding cassette subfamily C member 8
Biological process (GO): transmembrane transport; potassium ion transport
Cellular component (GO): membrane
Molecular function (GO): sulfonylurea receptor activity; ATP hydrolysis activity; ABC-type transporter activity
Source: RefSeq, a predicted model, not a curated record
CUGUUUCAAUUUCCACGACCGGUCUGUUCCCGCUGUGUGGUAUUAUCGUGAAUCUGUUUGUAAUUCUCAAUGGCUCUGUUAAACUCGGCGCUUAAAAAAUGAUGACCAGGUACAAAGAGAGCCCCAGUUCGACCAUGUCCUUGUCUUUUUGUGGCAAUGACAACGACACGGCUGCCUACAAUGUGGACAAGGGGGUGCUCAACAACGGCUGUUUCGUGGACGCCUUGAAUGUUGUUCCCCAUGUGUUGCUGCUUUUCAUCACCUUCCCCAUAUUAUUCAUAGGUUGGGGAAGUCAGAGUUCCAAAGUCCACAUUCAUCACAGCACGUGGCUGCAUUUUCCUGGGCAUAAUUUGCGAUGGAUCCUCACGUUUAUCCUCCUGUUUAUCCUGGUGUGUGAAAUAGCAGAGGGGAUCGUUUCAGAUGGGUUUACUGACACACGUCAUUUGCAUCUCUAUAUGCCAGCUGGCAUGGGUUUCUUGGCUGCAAUAACAUCCAUCAUUUAUUACCACAACAUUGAAACGUCAAACUUUCCCAAACUAUUGCUAGCUUUACUGGUCUAUUGGAUCUUAGCAUUCAUUACAAAAACUGUCAAGUUUGCCAAGUUUUGUGAACAUGGCAUUGGUCUAAGUCAACUCCGGUUCUGUAUUGCUGCACUGUUGGCCAUAUUGUAUGGUAUGUUGUUGGCUGUGGAAGUCAACGUCAUCAGAGUACGGCGUUAUAUCUUCUACAAACAUUCACGAGAAGUGAAACCUCCUGAAGACCUGCAGGAUUUAGGUGUCAGAUUCUUGCAACCAUUUGUGAACCUACUGUCGAAAGGCACAUACUGGUGGAUGAACACCUUCAUAACAACAGCGCAUAAACGACCUAUUGACCUUAAAGCCAUUGGCAAGCUGCCUUUUGCUAUGAGAGCUGUGACCAAUUAUAUGCACCUAAAAGAUGCAUACGAAGCACAAAAGAUGAAAUCUACGGUCAGCCCUCAGGAUUCAAAGCUGAUCUGGCGUGUGCUGCGGCAGGCAUUUGGUCAUCCCAUUGUUCUCAGCAGUACAUUUCGCAUUCUGGCAGACUUGCUGGGUUUUGCAGGUCCACUCUGCAUCUCCGGGAUUGUGCAUCACCUGAGUGAUGAGAACAAGACCUUUCGUCCACAGGUAAAAUUGCUGGGCGUUUACUUCAUUUCCUCACAGGAGUUUUUGGCCAAUGCUUAUGUUAUCGCAGUCCUUUUGUUUCUUGCCCUUCUCUUGCAAAGGACAUUUCUUCAGGCAUCUUACUAUGUUGCUAUAGAAACUGGAAUUAAUCUACGUGGAGCAAUUCAGGCGAAGAUUUACAACAAGAUUCUUCGUUUGUCAACCUCAAACAUGUCCAUGGGGGAGAUGACCGUUGGGCAGAUCUGCAAUCUGAUUGCCAUAGAUACAAACCAGCUAAUGUGGUUUUUCUUUCUCUCUCCAAAUCUUUGGGCCAUGCCUGUGCAGAUAAUUGUAGGUGUGAUUCUUCUCUACUACCUCCUUGGUAUUAGUGCCUUAAUUGGAGCGACAGUAAUUGCAGUGCUGGCCCCAGUCCAGUACUUUGUAGCAACGAAAUUCUCUCAAGCCCAGCGAAGCACAUUGAAUUAUUCAAGUGAGCGUUUGAGGAAAACGAAUGAACUGCUGAGAGGAAUCAAGUUACUGAAACUCUAUGCUUGGGAGAAAAUCUUCCAUAAAAGCGUAGAAGAGACUCGACGCAAGGAGCUAACAAGUCUCAAGUCCUUUGCCCUCUAUACCUCCAUAUCUAAUCACCCUCCUGUGCACCAGCACAUCCCACCCCAGUACAUCAUUGCUGCUAUGGGCUUGAUGAAUAUCUUCCUAUUUGAUGUACUGCCAACAAUGUCCAAGGCACCUCCCAUCCUAAUUGUAAGCUCACAAGAACUCUCUGUUUUUAUGAAUGCAGCAAUACCCAUUGCAGCAGUCCUCACAACCUUUGUGGUUCACACCCACUUGUAUGAGAAUGCAGAUCUCUCGCCAGCAGUCGCUUUUGCUUCACUCUCUCUCUUCCACAUCCUGGUCACACCCCUCUUCCUGCUCUCCAGUGUGGUUCGUUCUACUGUCAAAGCUUUAGUGAGUGUGCAGAAACUGAGCGAAUUCUUCUCAAGUGAAGAAAUUGGAGAGGAUCACAGCAGGGUUGUGGUCCAGCUGAACAGUGAAAAUAGUAGCAAGUACCAGACUGUCCCCCUUAAAGUUAUUAACCGCAAACGGCCCAGCAAAGAGGAAUGGCACAAUUACGAGCCUCAGUCCAGACAGCAGAUAAGCUUCCCAGAAGGAGAUGAUGUUUUUAUAAAGGUGACAAAUGGAUUUUUUACCUGGACAUCUGAUGGAGCCCCUACAUUGUCUAACAUUGAAAUCAAGAUUCCUCAUGGACAGCUCACCAUGAUAGUUGGUCAGGUUGGCUGCGGCAAAUCUUCCUUGCUUUUGGCAAUUCUUGGAGAAAUGCAAAGAAAUUCUGGAAGUGUCUACUGGAACAGUGAGCGCAUGGAAGGAAAUAGCAGUGGUACGGAGGAAGACUCGACUGUUGAUGUUGAAGUGAGGAGAAGGAGUGCUGUGGCCUAUGCUGCACAGAAACCUUGGAUAUUGAACACCACUGUAGAAGAGAACAUCACCUUUGGAAAUCCAUUUAACAAACAGAGAUAUAAAGCAGUAAUUGAUGCUUGUUCACUUCAGCCAGAUAUUGACAUCCUUCCUCAGGGAGAUCAGACUCAAAUUGGUGAGAGGGGAAUUAACUUAAGUGGUGGACAACGUCAACGUAUUAGUGUUGCAAGAUCCCUGUAUCAGCAAACUAAUGUGGUAUUUCUGGAUGACCCAUUCUCGGCGCUGGACAUCCACCUGAGUGAUCACCUUAUGCAAGAUGGAAUUCUGAAGCUGCUUCAAGAGGAGAAACGGACUGUAGUGCUGGUUACUCAUAAGCUACAGUAUUUGCCUCAUGCAGACUGGAUUAUAGCAAUGAAAGACGGUACAAUUCAGAGAGAGGGAACCCUCAAGGAUAUCCAGAAUUCCGAUCCAGAACUAUUUGAACUUUGGAAAACACUAAUGAACAGACAGGAUCAGGAACUAGAAAAGGAGACAAUAGCAGAAAGCAAGACAGCAAUGGAAAGGAAAAACCUACGGAGAGCAAUGUAUUCGCGGGAGGCCCUUCUCAAAACGUUGCAAGAGACUGAAGACGAAGAAGAUACUACUGAUAGCGGUGAUGAUGACAAUCUUUCAUCUGUCUUGCGCCAGAGAGCAAAGAUGCCGUGGCGUGCCUGUGGGAAGUAUCUGAGCUCUGCAGGUUGUCUUUUACUGCCUCUCCUGAUCUUCUCGCAACUUUUCAAACACACAGUGAUGGUGGCAAUUGACUACUGGCUAGCAAAAUGGACCUCAGAUGCUAUUCAAUUUAAAAUUGAAGCAGAGAAAAGAAACUGCACCCUGAUCCAGGACUGUCGCUUCAAUCAUUCCUCCUACACAAUAGUGUUCAGCAUUCUGUGCUGCCUAGGGAUUGUCCUCUGCUUAGUUACCUCUAUUGCUGUGGAAUGGACAGGUCUCAAAGUGACCAAGGAACUACACAAGUGUUUGCUCAACAAGGUCAUCCUGGCACCCAUGAGGUUCUUUGAAACCACUCCUCUUGGAAAUAUACUAAAUCGAUUUUCUGCAGACACUAAUAUCAUUGACCAGCACAUUCCUGCCACUCUGGAGUGUCUCAGUCGAUCAACUCUUCUGUGUGUCUCUGCCUUGGCUGUGAUCUCGUAUGUGACCCCUGUAUUCCUUAUUGCCUUAGUUCCUCUCGCUGUGGCUUAUUACUUCAUUCAGAAAUACUUCAGAGUAGCAUCCAGAGACCUCCAGCAAUUAGAUGACAGCACACAACUUCCCCUGUUGUCCCAUUUUUCUGAAACUGUGGAGGGAUUAACCACAAUACGAGCCCUGAGGGAAGAAAAUCGCUUUAGGCAGCAACUGCUGGAGCUCACCGACACUAACAACAUUGCCUCCUUGUUCCUCACAGCUGCCAAUCGCUGGCUAGAAGUCCGUAUGGAGUAUAUUGGAGCCUGCGUAGUUCUCAUUGCAGCAGUGGCCUCUAUUACCAACUCGUUAUAUUAUGGACUUACAUCAGGACUUGUGGGUCUGGGACUGACCUAUGCACUUAUGAUUUCAAACUACUUAAACUGGAUGGUACGCAAUCUCGCUGAUAUGGAAGUGCAACUGGGUGCUGUGCAAAGAGUAAACAGUCUUCUUAAGAUUGAAACAGAAAACUAUGAGGGACUUCUAUCACCUUCCCAGAUUCCUCCAAACUGGCCAGACGAGGGUGAAAUUAAAAUUCAGAAUCUCAGCGUCCGGUAUGACAGCAGCCUAAAACCAGUGCUAAAGAAUGUGAAUGCUCACAUCAGCCCAGGACAGAAGGUUGGAAUCUGUGGACGAACUGGCAGUGGGAAGUCUUCCUUUUCUCUAGCCUUUUUCAGGAUGGUAGAUAUGUUUGAAGGGAGGAUAAUUAUUGAUGGAAUAGAUAUUUCCAAACUGCCACUGAACACUUUACGGUCCAGACUAUCCAUUAUUCUUCAAGAUCCUGUGCUAUUCAGCGGUUCAAUUCGAUUUAAUUUGGAUCCAGAGAAAAAAUGCACAGACAGUGUGUUGUGGGAAUCCCUGGAGAUCGCUCAGCUCAAACAUGUGGUGAAGGCGUUACCAGGAGGUUUAGAUGCUAUAGUUACUGAAGGAGGAGAAAAUUUUAGCUUGGGUCAGCGUCAACUGUUUUGCUUGGCGAGAGCUUUUGUACGCAAGAGUAGUGUGCUGAUCAUGGAUGAAGCUACAGCCUCAAUAGACAUGGCAACCGAAAAUAUUUUACAGAAGGUUGUGAUGACGGCCUUUGCAGAUCGGACAGUGGUGACCAUCGCUCACCGGAUUUCGCUAAUUCUGGACGCGGAUCAGAUUAUAGUCCUGUCAGAUGGCACAGUAGCAGAAAAUGAUACUGUAUCCAAUUUACUGAGCAGGAACAGCACAUUUGCCUUUUUAGUGAAGUCCAAUAAGUAGAGACUGGUCACAAACUGGCCUGCCGGGUUUGUAUGGGAAUGCAUCGAGUGCAUACCAUUCUGAAUGCAGACUUGGUGAUUGUGAUGAAAAGAGGAAUUAUCCUAGAAUAUGACACUCCCAGUAUACUCUUGGAAC